UUUAUAACUUUGUCGUUAAACCCAGUUUGAUAAGUUAAGUUACAAAUCUUUCUUCAAAUCGAAAGCAUUCUUACCUAAGGUAUUUUCAGUAUUUGGUGUUAAAUCACCUUACUGAAUGUAGAUAAGUGCAUUAAGAAAUGAACACGGAAUCAACUUUUGCAUUUGUAAUUUGCUUCAUAAUACCGCUUUUGCACUUAGGAUCAUCCGAAUGUUCGGUUGACAUUUGUCAAUGGGAACGAUGGGCAUCUUGGUCGGCGGACUGCAUCUGCGGAGUUCCCGUUUUCAAUCGUUUUAGAUCAAGGGCGUUUUGUUGUGAUACGAAUUGGGGCUCGCAAGAAUGCAUGAAUAUUUGUGGAUUAAAUGCAGAUCAUGGCUUUGAAUCCGAAUCGUGUGUGGUCUGUUAUAAUGGCGGAUACUGGAAUUAUGCAGAAUGUCAAUGUAACAAGAGAUAUUACGGAAAAUGUUGCGAAUAUCGUGUCAACAUGUGCGAAGCAGUCCCAGCAGACGUCGUAUUCGUGCUGGAUUCUUCUGUAGGUCAGACUGAAGGUCAGUUCAAGAAGCAGCUAGAAUUCGUGGAACGCUUUGUCGAUACAGUCGGAAUCAGUAGUCCAUCCUUUCAGAUUGCAGUAGUUACCUUCGCGACCGAGGCACACACGGAGAUAGACUUUGACCAUCGGAUGACAAAGGAUGCGAUAAAGAAUAAAAUCCGGAGUGUACGAUUUAGACCUGGCGCUACAUUUACGGAAAAAGGGCUUGCUUUAGCCCGUAAUAUGCUUCAAUCACGAGGAAACCGGCUUUCUGGCCUCAAUAUUGAGAAGUUCACAUUUGUUCUGACCGACGGAAUGUCAACAGAUCGGAGAUCCACCAAGAGGGAAGCGAUGUAUCUUCGUAGUUUGUCUACUGUUGUUGUCGUGGGUAUUGGUCAAAUGGUUUCACACGAAGAACUACAAAUAAUUGCAUCACCGGCUGACCAGUUUACUCAUUCCUAUGUCUUCUCGGUCGAGAAUUUCGAUUCGCUGCAUACGUUGAUUGAUCGACUUAUCGACGCCACAUGUGGAAAGUGUAGUACAAGUAGUCGAACUGAUAUUAUAGCUUUGAUAGAUGAUCAUUCAUCAUCAGCCAUGACAACUACCGAGUUUAGUUUAGCUUUAAAUGGCAUUACUUAUAUAUUGCAACAUUUGAUGGCCUUUGCAAAAGUCAACGGACAGCGAUUUGGAGUUUCGCGUUUUGAUGAUUUUGAAAAUCAGUAUUUGUCUUUAACAAAUAGCCUGAAUAUUGACGAAAUGCUAAGUUAUGUACAAGGUUUGCGACAGUAUCGCAAAACCUGUCCGGCGUCUGAUUGUUCAGCUAACAUUCCACGAAAUAUUUCAACAGCUAUCAAUGAUGUACUACUUACUCAAUUUAUCAACACGGAUCCAAAAGCACGAAACGCAUUACUUGUGUUUACGUCUGGCCGCUUUGACAACAUUGAUAAGGUCCGGGAAGAGGUCGGAGUGAUAACUAGAGAUACAGGUGUCUAUGUGUUUGCUGUAGGCGCCGGGUAUGACUCGAACAUUGACGGACUUCAAUCCAUUGCACAGGAAGCGAGCAAUGUUUUCGUAGUGACAGAAGACAAUUUACAGACACUUGACGUCAUACAGUCCCAAUUAUCGUACAUUACCUGUUCUUAGUAAUUCACGUAGUUCACAAUGCAUUUAAAAUUGAUUAAACUAUUUGUAUAACAUUUCAAUUUCAACAUUAUAGUAUUUGUAUAUUUUGUAAUUAAUAUUGGGCUAAAUGUGAGGGAAGAUAACCACUGAACGGCUAAACCCCAAAUGCUUUGCAUUGACCGUCCCAAGGCAGUGGCAAGAGUUUUGGUAUUGCAUUUAUAACAUCGUAUACCCGAUUGGUAAUUUUGCAUAAAUAAAAGACUAAGGGAUAAUAA
Molecule: messenger RNA, 1924 nt
Organism: Dreissena polymorpha
Lineage: Eukaryota; Metazoa; Mollusca; Bivalvia; Myida; Dreissenidae
Product: collagen alpha-4(VI) chain-like
Exons: 4
Coding region: 138-1670 (510 amino acids)
Source: RefSeq, a predicted model, not a curated record